This is a messenger RNA of Coregonus sp. 'balchen', 4046 nucleotides long. Lineage: Eukaryota; Metazoa; Chordata; Actinopteri; Salmoniformes; Salmonidae. The record is from the annotation of a GenBank genome assembly.
AAUACAACGUGCCAGCUAGUUCAGUAGCUUGCUAGCUAGCAGUGGAAAUAAGCUAUCAUACGGUAUGAUAGUUAGCACUGCAGAAAACAUCCGUUUAUUUGCUAGCCAUAUCGCUAGCUAGUGUGUAGGUAACCAGAUGUUGUUGGCUAGCUAAGGUCUCGCCGGCUAAACUAGCUAACGUUAAUGCAAAGAGACACUUCUCUUCAUCUGUGGUUUCAGUGCCUGAAGCAGCUGAAGCGCACUGAUUAUAGUUCAAGUUAGUUACUCAAUACUUACUAGGGCUACGUUUAGUUUGUCGACAUUGAUGGCUGUAGUGGGCAUGUGUGAGAUGUUGUGAUUGAUGGUCUGUCUCUGCCUUGUAACUUAGGUCUGUGGACAUUGCGACCAAAGCAGAGAGAUGGAGGCGGGCUCAGUGGUGCAGGAGGACAUUACUUUCCGAGGAGUGGAGUUUGCUGUGAAAAUAGAACUAGAAGAAGGAUUGCUAAUAGUCGAGAUCUCUGAUGCAAUGACAGCUGAUCAGUGGAGGGGAGGGUUUGACCCAGCCUGUAAGUGAAGCGUUGUGAAAUGACAUACUUCAUUUACGUGGAUAUUAUAGACAUUACUAUUUAUUAUUAUAAUGUUUUCAUUGUGUCCCAGACAUUGAAGACCUAACUCGCAAAACGGGCAACUUCAAGCAGUUUCCCAUCUUCUGCAGCAUGUUGGAAUCUGCUGUUAGUAAGGUGAGUCUGCGAGGCAGUAAAGGAAGCUAAAACAUGUUUAUAAGUGUUCUGAUUAUGAUUCAUUCUUUUUCUGCAGACUAGUGAGUCUGUUACCCUUGACCUCUUGACCUAUGCUGACCUGGAGCUCUUGAGGAACCGGAAGGCUGGAGUUGUUGGUCGUCCCCGAGCCCAACAGCAAUCUCCUAACCUCAGUGCCAAAAGAUACCUCAUCCUUAUCUACACCGUAGAAUUUGACAGGUUUGUCUCUCUUUUAGCGAUAUCACUACCAUAAGCUUGACUCAAACUCUGCUUGACAUAUACAACUGCGAAAUUGCCAUGUUAACCUUUCCCUAUAGGAUCCACUACCCCCUGCCCCUACCCUACCAUGGCAAGCCUGACCCUGCCACCCUGCAGAAGGAGAUCAGAGCCCUGAAGACUGAGCUAAACGCCCUGGCCAACCAUGCAGGUCCCAAACCAGCAGAGCCAGAGAUACGCCGGCUACGGGCAGAGUAAGUUAUGAUCUAUUACACUGUAUUAAUCAGGACAGUCUGUAUUGUUCUCUUCAGGUCAGAGGUUAAGGGCCCUGACUGUUCUGUCUGUUGUUAGACUCACCUUGGUGAGAGAGGAGAAGGAGGCCCUGGCCAAGGCUCUGGAGCGUCUGCAGAUAGUGGGGGCUGGUUCCACCCCAGGAGGAGGGGCUCGGGGGCUGAGAGAGGUGGUCAGGAGUUUAGAGGACCAGCUCCUCAGAGAGAGGGCCAAAAGUCAGCGCUCAGCCAGCAAGAGGGGCCAGGAGCAGCGCCUCCUACUGGAGCAGGUUGGUCCUUGUUUGCAUCAUAUUUCAAAUAAGCAUGUACUCUGGAACUUUUAUAACUUUGAAUAAUUUAGAAUGCCUGGCCUUCAGUUGAUGCAAAUAAUGUAAUAACAUAGAUUCCUGCAUACCAUAAAAAGGUAUUGUGUGCAUGUCAACACUUGGAAGUAGUCAUUUUUGUGCCAUUAUAAGUAGGAUUGCUUGGUGCUGAUUCCAUUGUUCAGCUGGUAGGCUAAUUCAGACGUUUCCUGUCUCUCCAAGUUGGAGGAGCUAAGGGCAUCGGAGCGAGCUCUACGGAUUCGCGUUAAGAGUUUGACCAAUGAACUGGCGUUGCUAAGACGAGGGUUAGUCAAUCUAAGCAUGUAUGUCUUUCCUUUUUCUUUGUCUCUCUUUAACUUUCACUCACUCCCACUUACUUACUCACGCCUUAUGAUACUCUCCCUGUGGCUAAUGUUGUAUACUAUGUGUGUCUGUUUUUAGUAGGGUGACCAGUAGGGUGACCCCUGCCCUCUCUGGGCGCAGUGCCUUGCGGGGUGAUGGGGAGAUCAGGCGUUCACUGUCCCGGGAACGUAGUUUAGGACGUGUUGUGGUUAGGGCUCGCUCAGGGUCCAGGGAGAGGACAGAAGAGAGGGGUCGAAGGUCAGAAGGCCAGAGGGCAGACUCCUCAGGGCCCCGCUCACAUGUCUCCAGACCCUCACCUUCUCCCACAGGUAUUAUUUUUUUCUGUCUCUAUAGAAGUUUAGAGUUGACUGGUAAUUCAGCUUCAUUGCAUUGCUUUGAUUGUUUUACUUGGUGUACAUUUGGUAAUGAAAUGGAUACAAUCAAGUUGACACCACCAAGUCUGAGUAAAGCUAUCAGGGCUUGAUUAUCUGCUUGAUCUUCAAGGAAAAAUACACUCAAACUUUGUGGAUUUUCCCUUGAAGUAUGAGCUCCCAGUCAAUCCUGUCAUUCCUGUUUUCAGGUUCGCGGACGCCACGCUUUGACCCCACUGCAUAUAUCCAGGACAGACAGCGCCGACUGAGAGAGGCGGAGCUCAAAAAGUCAGUCUCAUCUCCCUCUAUCCAUUUAACUGUCAUAACUUUAUCUGCAGUGCAAGCUUCUGCCAAUUUUACCAGUGUCUCUUGCAUGUGAGACACUGGUAUAGUGAUUUUCAUGUGUUGAAAUACUCAAGGAUUUCAAAUGGCAACCCAUUUUAUCUUAUGCUAAUAGGAGGACCAAUACUGAGUGAAACGUUUGCUGUAAUCAUGACUUAACUUGGCCUCCUGUGUUCUCUCUCUCCGUCAGCCAGAGGAUGGUCCGAAGGGAAAUGUUAGCGUCGCCUGUUCUGGAGAGGGGGCGGUCUCGGUCCAGGGAGGCUUAUUCCCAGAUGACCAGGGCAGGCAGUGGGAGCAGAGGGAGGAGCUUAUCAAUAGAGAGUAGGAGGAGCAGACAGUCCUCUGAGAAUUCAUUGGUGGCGUUGGAUGAGUUGAAAAUCAGGUAAUUUAUGCUUUACCUUCCAUCUAUAUCACAUGGUAUUACAGUCCAAACUGGGUUUGUUUAAGUAAGUGAGAGAUGUUCUGUUGCUUUACUGCGUGUCUCAGACAGUUCCUCAUUUUGUUCUGUGUUUCAGAGGAAGGAAGCAGACCUACAAUGGUCCAACCAUGGUGAGUGCAGUGUGUUAUUUUUACAGCUUGUGAUAGACCUUGACAUCUUAGUGUUGAGUGGCAAGUGACAGAUAUUUCUUUUUGUAGCCCAGAGGAAGACAUUUGACCAGGAAGACCCAUUGUAGCACUCCCACACACAGGAUACGAUCAGACAAAGGUAACCAAUCAAUGCCUACUCUUCAAUCUAAAGUUUAAUCAGUCAGUUAGCUAAAGAAAUGAAUGUACUUUUAAUAUGAGCCCUGGUGACACAUUCUGCAUGAGAACCUUGCUGAAACCAAUGAUUUAUCAUUGUCUGUGCCAUGCUUGUUCUUUACCCAGAAGGCUCCAUAGAUGGGGCUGACUUGUCAGAGAUCGAUGCCCGGCUGCAGGCCCUACAGGACUACAUGAGGGACCUGGAUACGGGACACUAAAACCAUUAAUUCUGCACACUCAAAACUCUAGGCAGGAGAAAUUAGUUCAAAGAUUGUCCUGUGCUGCAAACUUAGACCAAGGACUACUACUAUUGGAGUCGACACUGUGACUAAACAAGACCACUGCACUACACUGUGAUAUUUUUGCACACAUUAUCAGCCGAUAGGCUUAUGCAAGUGCAAACAGAGAUGGAUGCACACACUGCUUAUUUUGUCGCCCUCUGGGAGACAGUGCCUGAUCUGUGGAUAAAGAUACCACUGUGAAGGCUGUUAAGCCACUGUUAGUGUAUUGAACUAGAACUGAGGAGUGACUGAUUUUAUACUACGGUUUUAUAACUUAUGCAUUGUGUCUGUUGACCGUAAUACCCCAUUUCCCCUUCUUUCUUUUUUACGAGUGAUUGAUGAAUGCAAAGAUUGUUGUGAUUUGAGAUGUUUUAGUCUGUAAAUAUAACUUUCUUUUAAACAUUUUAGGGGUGUUGCUUUUGGU